UCUAAAGCUAUAAAUAAUGAAUUAUUAAAACUAUGCUCAAUAUGGCAAUUCAUAGAAUUAUUCAAAUAAUACUUAGAAUUAGCACCCUUAACAAUACUAAAAUGGAUAGUAAAUUUCAAAUCAGAACAAUAAUAAUUACUAAUAUAACAUGGUACAACCAGCUAAUUACCCAGUAUUAAAUUUUGAAAAAGAAUCCUUUAUCCAAGAUUAACCAGAUCACAUUAUACAUCAUGACUAUUUAUAAUAACAAUAGUAAUAGUAAUAAUAACAAUAGUAAUAAUAAUAGUAAUAGUAAUAAUACUAAUAAUAAUAAUAAUAAUAAGUAACUUAACAAUAAUAACCAUAUCAAUAAUUGGAUACUAAUCCCGCUUAAACACAAUACAUUUAUGCAAAUUAAUAAAUCGCCACUCCCUUUUUUUAACCAGGAGAUUUAAAUAAUGACGAAAUUAUGAUCGAAAAAUUUAGAAGAAAUCUAAUCUAUAAAAUAAACUUCUUCUGGAUCAUCCAAUAAACCAUAUAGAUUAUAUUAUGUAUAAUCAAUAUGGCAAGUUAUUCGUACGAUAGUUUGUUUUUUGAUUACUCAACUGUGUAAUAUAGGGCAACAAUUUAUGUUUUUCUAUUCUUUUCAUUUGGAUAUAUGAUAGUUAUCAGAUUUGUAAAAUCUAUAUGGAAAGUAAUUUUAUUUUAUAAAUAUUAGAUGAGAGGAUAUCAAUCAUUAAUUUAUCUUAUUUAUGCAAUUGUAUAUUCAAUUUUCAUUAGUGGGAUUGUCUCAUCGAGCCGCUUAAGUUAUUAUCAAGAGAAAACUUACUUCUUAAUUGGAUUUCUUUACUUUAUUGGAACUAUAGGAAUUUUAAUAAUGCUUAUUUAAUUUUAAUUUCAAAUUAAAAAGUUUAAAGAAGAGGAGAUGCGAAUAAAAGGUACUUUCUAUCUCAAUAUUAAGAAUUCAUAAAGAGUAUCAUAAUUGGACCAAUCGGAAUUCUAUUUCUGAUAACAGCCUUAUUUGGUAUUGAUGCAGCUUCAAUUUUAUUACUUUAUGAGCUUAUUUGGUCCUAUAUCUUCACAUUAUUUUAUAUAAAUAGUUUGUUAUAAGUCUACAGAGGAAAAGUAUGAUAAUAUUAUUAUUCAAAUAGUUCAAGUUGAAAAGAGACUAGCAUUUUGUUGGGGUUAUUUUAGUAUACAUAAAUAUGAUUAUCCCUUGUAUCCCAUGA
Molecule: messenger RNA, 1208 nt
Organism: Paramecium octaurelia
Lineage: Eukaryota; Ciliophora; Oligohymenophorea; Peniculida; Parameciidae
Source: the annotation of a GenBank genome assembly